Molecule: messenger RNA, 591 nt
Organism: Pseudogymnoascus destructans
Lineage: Eukaryota; Fungi; Ascomycota; Leotiomycetes; Thelebolales; Thelebolaceae
Exons: 3
Coding region: 1-591 (196 amino acids)
Source: RefSeq, a predicted model, not a curated record
AUGGAGGAAAUGGCUCAAAAUUAUAUCCAAAUGAUUGAAUCAAGCGGGAUCCGUGGCCCUAUCUAUCUCGGCGGAUGGUCACUCGGCAGCCUUCUCUCCGUUGUCAUGGUCAAUGAGAUCUCCAAAUCCACCACCCCCGUCUCCUUCUCCCUCGCCGGCCUCGUUCUCAUUGAGUCUCCCUUCUACAGGCCCAAGAGCGAGUGCCCCUCAGUGCGCACUGUGGACUUUUCGCACCUCCCAGAGCAUAUCAAGAACUGUCUAAGCAGUUGCAUGAUCAUGCUGGAGGAGUGGUCGAUGCCGACCACCGGCCCGGAAGGGUGGCUUCCUCCUGCGGUUCUCAUUCGUUCGGCACAGCGCAUGGUGGCGGGGCUUGGACAGUCGAAUGAAUUGCCUGCGAGAGUAGAUUUGCUUCGGGAGGAUAAGAUCCUGGGGUGGGGACUUAUAGGACCGGAAUUUAUCAUUGGGACUCUUGAUGUGGAGUCAAAUCACUACAAUAUUUUGGAUAUGGACAAAAUCGAAGAGGUAACAUGGGCUAUAAACUGGGCAUUGCAGAUGCUAGAUGCCAGUAGAGGCAUAGGUAUACUUUCGUGA